GGGACCAAAUCCUUCCAACUUCUUGAUAAGCUCCACAAAUGAAAAGAAAAUCAUGUCGAUGCGAAAGAGAGCUUUGGCUUCCACUUCUUCAGGUCAACCAAGUCAACUCAAGAGGCCGUGCAUCGCUCCAAAGAGGUCAGGGAAGAGUGGGAGCGUGCUAAACCUGAUUUGGCCGAAUACUUUCAAAGGUGAAUAUAUUUUAUUUGGUUUGUUGCUAAAUCUUCAUCAACUGAUUCUUCUAGGAGAAUUUCCAUGUGUAUUGUCUCGCCAACUAGAAAUAUCAUCGAGUAUCAUAAGUCAUCAAUCCACGAUUCUGUUCAGCAAAGUGUAAUACCUGCACAUACAUUUCUUUGUCAAUCACUGAAAAGAUGGUGCACUUGGAGAUAGCUGCUAAUUAACUUUACUUGCUUCUGCUAUCAAUGUACUGGAUAAAUAUGUAUUCCAGCUUUACGUUGACUUUUCUCUGUUUCCGUCGAUUAAGGGAAUGCAUCUGAUGAGUCUGGUAAUUAGGUCUGACAUUCUUAUGUACUAGUAACUAAGGUGUUACAUAUAGAUAUUUGUCUAUUUGUUACGAAUAAGUCCACAAGACAUCAUUUGUUCCCGGUGUCAAUUUCCAUGGUGUAGUUCCAUGGAGAAUGCUCUCAAAGAGAUGAUGCAACGGAUAAGCUCAACCAAGAAUGCUGUUCCGAAAAAGAGGGAAACAGCGGAUCUUGCAAAUAAUCGCUCUCCCCACCUUGGAUGGGCUAAUGCUAAAUCUAUGGGAAAGAAUGAUGUGGGAAACUUACGGCUUCAAAUUCAAACCAAACUGUCAGAUCUUAUAUUUACUGGAAAGAAACUAGAAGGAGAGGGGGGUGCUCACAUUUCCUUUGCCUUGAUCAAUGCAAAUACAGGGGAUGUUGUUAGAUCAGGCCUGGAAUCCUCCAUUAAGUUGGACAUCGUCGUGCUUGAAGGUGACUUCAACAAUGAUGAUGAGGACAACUGGGCUCAAGAAGAGUUUGAGAACUACGUGGUUAAAGAACGUGAACGAAAGGGGCUGCUUUUGACAGGAGAUCUCCAAUUGACGCUCAAGGGAGGUGUUGGGGAGCUGGGAGAACUGAUAUUUAUGGAUAAUUCCAGCUGGAAUAGGAGUAAAAGGUUCAGGAUAGGGCUUAAGGUGGCAUCAGGUUAUAGUGGGAAUACACGAAUCCGGGAAGCAAAAACAGAUGCCUUUCGGGUCAAGGAACAUAGAGGAGAAUCAAACAAGAAACAUUAUCCACCUGCAUUUGAUGAUGAGGUCUGGAGGUUGGAGAAGAUUGCCAAAGAUGGGAAAUCUCACCAAAAAUUAAUGGAAGCUGGAAUACAUAAAGUGGAGGACUUUCUACAGAAACUGUUUACAGACUCCAAGAAACUGAGACAGGUUCUUGGAAAGAGCAUAACACCAAAGAACUGGGAAUCCCUCGUCGAUCAUGCAAAGACUAGCGCAAAAUGGAAAACUUAUUUGGACGAUCCUAAUGGCAUGAGGAAGCAUGAUGCUGUAUUCAACACUGAUCAUCAACUGACCGGCCUAAUCGAAGACAUGGUAUAUUUUGCUCCUGACCGACUUUCUGCCCAAGAGAAGGAACCUGGAGAUACAAUUGUAGAAAAGGCGGCCUUUAAUAAUUGGAAUGAUGUUAGGGAGUUCAAUGGUCAGACCUAUUCUGCUUCAGUGCAGAAGAAUAGCUAUCAAGUUAUUGAAGGACAAAUUGGAAAUCCCGUCCCUGUUCAAUGUUAUUUGGCUCCACGAACCUGUGCCGCUCCAGUUGGUCCGGAAGCUCCGCCGGCAAAUGCGGGCUCCACUGUUGAAGGACAUAAUGGUGUAACUGGUGAUUUGGCAUGGCCAGUACAGUCACAAAACACCAAUUGUGGGGAUGCUGUGGAGUUUCCAGUUGAUGACAGUGUUCCUCUCUUUGCACCAUCGCCCGUAUCUGCAGACCGCUUGAAUGGUGUACUUUCUCCGGGAGAUGAUGGUAUUGCUACUUUCGGAUUGCCAAUACAGUCCCCUGAUAUCGUUUCACGGUAUGCCAUGCGUAGCCAAAUGGACUAUACAGUAAAUGAGGAUGUUGUCCCCCCUGAGCCACCCUAUGCCCCAACGUCAAGCCACCAAUGGAGUGGCACAUUCGCUCCUUUUCCUGAAGGCAAUCACGUGAUGGGAGACUUCCAAUUCAACGGUGCAGAUGAUUGGGUGGACUACUUGUUGGCAAGCCUAGAAGAAGAUGACGACACGUCCUUGCAGACCCCGCCAUGGGGCGACGGUUAUGUUUGGGGCCAGCAAAGGUGUUGAAUGGCCGGGCUCAAGAUAAAAGGCAGUGGUGCAGUGGGGUUUCUUCGUCAGGAAGAGAGGGGUCGGAAU
Molecule: messenger RNA, 2368 nt
Organism: Syzygium oleosum
Lineage: Eukaryota; Viridiplantae; Streptophyta; Magnoliopsida; Myrtales; Myrtaceae
Product: calmodulin-binding protein 60 D-like
Exons: 8
Coding region: 629-2299 (556 amino acids)
Biological process (GO): regulation of salicylic acid biosynthetic process
Cellular component (GO): nucleus
Molecular function (GO): calmodulin binding; DNA-binding transcription factor activity; sequence-specific DNA binding
Source: RefSeq, a predicted model, not a curated record